Cololabis saira (Pacific saury) is the source of this 1691-nucleotide messenger RNA. RefSeq lists its product as uncharacterized. NCBI's taxonomy places the organism in Eukaryota, Metazoa, Chordata, Actinopteri, Beloniformes, Belonidae. The record is from RefSeq and is a predicted model, not a curated record. The transcript has 6 exons. The coding region runs from base 221 to 1312 and encodes 363 amino acids.
GCGCGCUCCCGCCCGACUCUCUCCCGCGGAACCGCAGCCUUCGCCCGGCAGAGACCUCGUCCGCCUCCCCGCUGUCCUCGCUGGAAACUGUCCUUUCUGCGCGGGACAAGCCCACACGUCUGCGGCUGGUUGCCGACCAGUGGACUGGGAUUGGGACUGUCAGUCGUUUGUCAGCGUUGAAUACAGCAGGUCAUAUUCUCUGCAGUGGAGGAUUACACAGAUGUCUCCCCAGCGCUCCUCCGAACGUUUAAAGGCCUCCAAGAGGAGGGGCCAGAAAAAACCUAACAUAAUGUUUGACAUUGACGAGGACAAAUGCGACAUCCUUGAUGUCAUCGAAAGCCUUUCUGAAGAGGAUCCCUCCUCCCCACGAUCAGGUCCCUCCUCCUCCCAGCCAGGUCCUUCCUCCCCACGAUCAGGUCCCUCCUCCUCCCAACCAGGUCCCUCCUCCUCCCAACCAGGUCCUUCCUCCCCACGAUCAGGUCCCUCCUCCCCACAACCAGGUCCUUCCUCCCCACGAUCAGGUCCCUCCUCCUCCCAACCAGGUCCUUCCUCCCCACAAUCAGGUCCCUCCUCCCCUCGACCACGUCCCCGCUCCUCACGACCCGCCACCUCCAAGAAACCGAAGCGUUCUCAGCGUCUGUGUGCAAACUGUCGAAAGCUUUAUCGGAAUGCAAAGAGAGCCAAAAAACCCCUCCCAGACAAGCUCCUAGACACCGAUCCGGAGUCCCUGACCUGUGACCAGUGGAUGCUGGUGCGGAGGACGAGGAACACGAUGCUCCCCGUUAUCUCAUGGAGGCGUUUGAGCUGGGCACCGCUGGACGAAGCGUCCGUGAGGCUGAGGCAGCAGCGCGGGGCGGCGGGGCCGUCGCCAGGCUGCGACAGGCCGUCGGUGUUCCUCCAGAGGAACCUUCGUCAGUCCGUCAGCGUGCAGGUGAAGAACCAGGGGAAGAGGCUCAACCGGAAGAGAGGGAGAAGUGAGCCCCAGUCCUCCCGCGUUGCCAAGCAACGGCGUCUUCAAAGCAGCCCCGGCGUCAGCUGCGCGGGCGACGGGCCCCAGCGCCCGGGCGUCAGCUGCGCGGGCGACGGGCCCCAGCGCCCGGGCGUCAGCUGCGCGGGCGACGGGCCCCAGCGCCCGGGCGUCAGCUGCGCGGGCGACGGGCCGAGCAGCCCAGGAACCAGGAGGCGGGAGGACCCGCGUCCCGCCGAGCCCAGACAGGUCCGGGUCCUGCGGGGGCCAAAGAAGGCGCUACGGUUCCAACAGCGGUUCAGGAAGAUGCAAGGCAACAGCAGCAUUGUCAAGGAAGCGCCUUGAAGCGCUGAUUGUGGCGUGUCCUCCAGCGGACAAAACCGGCCUGCGCCGGCUUUUAGUUGGGAUGUUCUGGUGGUGUUUGUCGUCCUCCAGCCCGGAUUACAUUCCGUUGGGAAAAAAAAGUGCCUGGAGCCUUUUUCCAUGCACACUUUUUUGCAUGCGCUUUAAUUUUUGCUCAUUUUUGUUUUUCGUAAGCUGUUAAUACAUACUGUAUACUAACUUAAUACUUACUGUAUGGCUGGUUCCAGCAGUUGCCCAGGUUUUCUGGAUGUUUCUGUGUUUGUGUUUUAUUGUGUUUGUGUCAAACACAGUUUGCAAUGUUUAGUGUUUCUCUCUACGAGAUUUCCACGAUUGUUCCACGAUUCCAUUGAGAAUGGAAUAA